AUGAAGAGAAAGACAAUCGAUUGCUAUUAUAACCCGGUUGUUUCAAGGGUGAACUCCACUGAAAAUCCUAGUCCAAUCAUUGCCCAAGAUAUUGACCCAGUUGAUUUGCAAGCUGCUAAUGAAAAUGCGGCUACACUACCAUCACUAGAAGCUGAACAGGGGCAGGAAAUUGUAGCUACAGCAUUUGAGAGGGACCCAGGGAAACGGGCUCAAAUAUUUGAACUUCCUGCUGAUCAACAAGAUGAAGCUCGAAGAUUUUAUAUAUCUGAGGGUCCUUUUCGACCAAUCUUGCAAGAACAAGAGUAUCCUUUGAAUGAUGCUAAGCACCGUCGUCGAUUUCGCAGCAAUAAGCUUUUGGCAUCAUAUAAUAAGGAGGUUAAAGAAGUUGUGUUGGAAAAUGCUCCAAAAAAUGCAAAGUAUACCUCAUCUGAAGUCCAAAAGGAAAUUCUAAGCAUAGUUGCUCGAAAAGUGCAAAAAUCAAUUAGAGAAGAAAUUGGCACUAGCAAGUUUUGCAUAAUGGCUGAUGAAGCUCGAGAUGAAUCUAAGAAAGAGCAGAUGGCGAUAGUUCUACGGUUUGUCAACAAAGAAGGGCUUAUAAAAGAGUGUUUCCUUGAUCUUGUUCAUGUUAGUGACACUCAUGCGUUGACUCUUAAGAACUCAAUUUGUGCGGUCUUGUCUGGUAAUAACUUGAAUGUGCAAGAUAUUAGAAGUCAAGGUUAUGAUGGGGCAAGUAACAUGCGAGGGGAAUGGAAUGGAUUGAAGGCUCUAAUUCUCAAUGAGUGCCCAUAUGCAUACUACAUCCAUUGCUUGGCUCAUCAGCUCCAAUUGGCUCUUGUCGCAGCAUCAAGGGAAGUACAAGAGAUCACUGAUGUCCUAUGCCAAACACUCCAAAAGAAAGCUAUUGAUAUUUUAAAUGCAUUGGAUUCUGUUUCUAACACAAAAGCAUUGCUUGCUGAUUUGCGAAAUGAGGGUUGGGAACCUCUUGUCCAGGAGGUCAAAUCUUUUUGUGAGAAGCAUGAGAUUGAUAUUCCGAAUCUGAAUAACAAGUAUGUUGAUGUGACAAAAUCUCAAAACAAGAAUGACAACACUACAGCUUUUCACUAUUACAAAGUUGAUGUGUUUAAUGUUGCAAUUGAUCAACAAAUGAUUGAGCUAGAAGACCGAUUCGGUUCUCAAGCUACAGAUCUGUUAGCCCUGUGUGUUUGCUUGGAGUCAAGACUUGAGUCAUUUGACAUGGCAAAGGUAUGCACCCUUGUAGAGAAGUAUUAUCCUGCUGAUUUCUCAAGUCAAGAAAGAGCUCAAUUGGAGUGCCAACUACCACAUUUUCAACUUGAUGUCUGCAACCAUCCAGACUUGAGCAUAUUGCCAUCUCUUGCAGAAAUAACAAGUGGACUUCUUAAGACAGGGAAAAGUUGUUCCUAUCCAAUGGUGGAUAGAUUGUUAAGAUUAAUCUUGACUCUUCCAGUGUCAACUGCAACUACAGAGAGCUUUUUCAGCUAUGAAAAUUGUGAAGACACGUCUUCGAAAUAA
Molecule: messenger RNA, 1530 nt
Organism: Oryza sativa Japonica Group (Japanese rice)
Lineage: Eukaryota; Viridiplantae; Streptophyta; Magnoliopsida; Poales; Poaceae
Molecular function (GO): protein dimerization activity
Source: RefSeq, a predicted model, not a curated record